This is a messenger RNA of Protopterus annectens (West African lungfish), 3640 nucleotides long. RefSeq names its product NADPH oxidase 1-like. The transcript is spliced from 13 exons. Gene Ontology annotation, molecular function: superoxide-generating NAD(P)H oxidase activity. Bases 166 to 1842 code for a protein of 558 amino acids. Gene Ontology annotation, biological process: superoxide anion generation; defense response. The record is from RefSeq and is a predicted model, not a curated record. NCBI's taxonomy places the organism in Eukaryota, Metazoa, Chordata, Ceratodontiformes, Protopteridae. Gene Ontology annotation, cellular component: NADPH oxidase complex; plasma membrane.
GUUCGUUCAGGGGCAUAUAAUUAUAGAGAGCGUGUAAAGUUCAAUUAUGUUAUACAAAGGAAAUGAAAGUGACACACAUACAGACACACACCCACAGAAUAAAUGUAAACUAGAACUGCCUUUGGAUUUGAAAAGAAAACAGCUGAAGAGAUAGCAAACUGUAAGAUGGGCAACUGGGUUGUGAAUAAUUGGUUCUCUGCACUAAUAAUUGUGGUCUGGCUGGGUAUUAACAUUUUCCUGUUUGUCUACUAUUACAUCUUUUAUAACAAUCAGGAUCAGUUUUCCUACACCCGACAAGUUAUUGGAUCUGCAUUGCCAUGGGCCCGAGCCCCAGCUGCCUGCCUCAAUUUCAACUGCAUGCUUAUUCUUUUACCCGUAUGUCGUAACCUGCUGUCCUUUCUCAGAGGUUCAUGUGGGUGCUGCCGACGGACCAUAAGAAAGCAACUUGAUAAAAACAUCACCUUUCACAAGCUGGUGGCCUAUAUGAUUGCAUUGCAUACUGCUGUGCAUACAAUUGCUCAUCUGUUUAACCUGGAGAGGUUCAAUGACAGUCGUCAGGGAAAGGCAAGCAAUCUCAGCUCUAUACUUUCUGCUCUGGGCGAUAAACCAGAAGAAAGCUGGGUUAACCCCAUUCGCUCAAAUGACACGACGCCCACAUAUGUUGCUUUCACCACCAUAGCUGGACUGACUGGGGUUAUCAUCACCUUAUGCCUUAUCCUUAUAAUAACAUCAUCCACAGAGACCAUUCGUAGGUCUUAUUAUGAAGUGUUCUGGUACACUCACCAUCUCUUCAUUAUAUUCUUUGCUGGACUUGUCUUCCAUGGAGCAGGUCGGAUAGUCCGCUCUCAGACUGCGCAAAGUAUGAAAGUGCAUGAUUUUGAUGACUGCCACAAGGAUCCAGAAGAGUGGGGAAAGAUUGACAAUUGCACCAUACCUCAAUUUGCUGGAGGAGAACCAAUGACAUGGAAAUGGGUCCUGGGUCCCAUGAUUCUCUAUGUUUUUGAGAGGUUGUUACGACUCUGGCGUUCUCUACAGAAGGUUGUGAUCACAAAGACCGUCAUCCACCCUUCAAAGGUCUUGGAGAUACAGAUGAAGAAGAAGGGGUUCAAAAUGGAAGUUGGGCAGUAUAUCUUCAUCAACUGCCCCUCCAUCUCUCAGCUGGAAUGGCAUCCCUUCACUCUGACUUCUGCUCCGGAGGAAGAUUAUUUUUCUGUCCAUGUGCGGUCAGUAGGAGAUUGGACUGAGGCCAUGUAUGACACUUUCCAAAAGAACAUGCCUCGGCUCUGUGUAGAUGGCCCCUUUGGUACAGCCAGUGAAGAUGUAUUUAAGUAUGAGACAAGUGUCCUGGUUGGUGCAGGCAUUGGAGUGACACCUUUCGCCUCAAUCCUCAAAUCUGUUUGGUACAAGUUCCAGAAUUCAGAUUCAAGGCUCAAAACACAAAAGAUCUACUUUUACUGGAUCUGCCGGGAAACUGGUGCCUUUGCUUGGUUUGCUGAUCUCCUUAGUUCUCUCGAGCUACAAAUGGAGGAACAAGGGAAAGCCAGCUUUGUCAGCUACAAGCUCUUCCUUACUGGCUGGGACAACACUCAUACUGAGCACAUUAUGGUUCAUUUUGACAAGGACACAGAUGUUAUCACAGGACUAAAGCAGAAAACAUACUAUGGAAGGCCAAAUUGGGAGCAGGAAUUCUCAGCCAUUGCUAAUGCACAUUCCAGAUCUGUUGUGGGAGUGUUUCUCUGUGGACCACCAGCCUUAGGUCAAACACUGGAGACAUGUUGUACCAGAUUUUCAAAUGUGGGCCCUCGGAAGGUGCAGUUUUACUUUAACAAAGAAAAUUUCUGAAGGAUGAAUCUUGUGAUGGCAAAGACAUUGGUGUGGACCAAGCAGCAAGAAUAUCAAGUGAAAUGUUUGGAAAUUCGGGCCCAUCUGUGUUUUUUUUUAAAGGUACUCUGCAAAGGAAGCCAUAGCAAAUAUUGUGUGCCCAUCUUCCUAAUGGUUAAAGGUGGAAUACAACAGCAAUGAUCCUUGUUUUUGUACACUGAACAGAAUACAUUUCUUUCGCUUGUGGAAAUUUGUUUUUAUUUUACAUGGUCCUGUAAGAUGAGGUUUGAACAGACUGAGAAGCAGUUUAGGAGAAAUUACAGUGAUUUGAAUUAAUGCAAAAAUAAAAUUUCUGUGACUAACUCAGUUUUUUUUUUAUAAAGCUGGUACAUGCUACAAAAUUCUGAAGAAACAAUUCUGUUUCCUCCUGUACGACCUUACACCUGUCAUUCUGCUACAGUGUUAUCAGAGACAAUAAGAAUACAGAUGGAAUAUUUAACUGUUUUUUUUUUAAUUCUGCAUAAUUUAUGUUCUGCAACUGUAUCAUUGUUUUAUAUUUAUAUGGCUACAUUUUGUUGAAUGACUGAUAAAAUAGUAUUACAUAAGUUUAUAAAUGAAAUUUGAAAUAAUACAUUUUUUCAUAGAUAUUGAUUUCUUAAGCCAGAUGAUAUAAAGAUGUACAGCAUUCUACAAAUUCACGCGUAUCAGUCAAUAUAAAGGCAACUGGUUAUCGUCUUUAAUAGUAGGUGAUGAGAUGUGAUUUCAGGAGGAGUUUGGCAUCACACUAGUCAGCAACAACCCUGCUCCUAUCAACCAUAAUGAUUCCUGAUGCCUGUUUCUCAAAGGUCUUUACUGUUAUACCCAUCCCCAAAGUAAACAACUGUUAGCUCAUGGCUCAGAAUUAUUUAGUGUUCGAUAACAGCAGAUACACAUAGGCACUGCAUUUAUACAUCACCCAUAUAAAACAGUUCCGUAUAAACACAUUGGGCCAGAUUCUGAAAGAGCUGUUCUCAGUGUAAAUGACUUGCUACAGUGUAAGGCCUGUCUAUAAACAGGCUUUCUAUGGGGACCAGAGUCCAAAACAGCUGCUCUCAGUGUAAUGGACAGUUAUACUGAGAACAAGUCUCUUGGAAUCGGGGCCAUUGUCCUUGUAAGCUGUGUUAUUAUUAUUGCACACAGUACCAAAGAGUAGUCAGUCACUUUGUACUGGGACCCCUUAUCUUGUACUGUACAGUAUUAGAACACAUGUCUUUUCUGCAUGGGUUAGGUGCUUCAUUUUACAAGUAGGCCUUGUUCCUUUAUGCAUUAUAUCCAUUUAGUGUACUGCUUGUAGUGGCUUGUCUUUGCUUAAUAAAUUGUUACUCCUUUUAAGGAUACUUUUUUUCAUUUUUACAGUCUGCAACUGUCUGAAAAACAAGUACUAUCAUACCACAUUUAUGUCAACCCCAUAAAAGAGAACUUUAUGCUAAGCACAACUUUUCUAAUCCUAAAAUGUCCUUUACUCUACAUGAAAUAUCUCUUAUACUGCUAAAUGUUGGUCAAAAUCAUAUCGGAAGAAUCUGCCUAAUAAUAAAUAACUGCAGUAUACAUACCUUAGUGUGACAUAGGGAUUUGUAUACUCCCAUGAACCUUAGGGCCAUAGUACCCGUGUACUUUUAUACUUCGGAAGGUCAUGCAUAGCAGACUGGUCCAAGAAAUGAGGUAAACACAGUGCAAGCCAAAAUGCUGGCCCUUGUGAUAAAAUUGUUAUAGAACAAGAAAACCUAGGAUCCACCUCUGGGCUGGUGUUCGGGUGCCUCUCAUGGCCUGGUCAAGUCAG